Messenger RNA from Porites lobata, 3195 nucleotides. The record is from the annotation of a GenBank genome assembly. NCBI's taxonomy places the organism in Eukaryota, Metazoa, Cnidaria, Anthozoa, Scleractinia, Poritidae.
CUUUGUUAUUCAGAGUGUCAAGAGGCUCUCGGUAUGGAGAAAGGAGCGAUCACUGACGGGCAGAUUAGUGCUUCGUCACAGCUUGAUGCCAACCAUGAAGCCAGCCAGGGUAGACUGAACUUGAAAGGAUCGUGGUCAGCUUACGCUAAUGACGCUAAUCAAUGGCUACAGAUUGAUCUAGGUAGCAAUCCUGUCACUGUCACACGGGUGGCAACGCAAGGAAGUAAUUUAAAGAGCCAUUGGGUAAUAAAUUACACGCUGAAAUACAGCGACGACGGUCUGAAUUUCCAGUUGUACAAACAACAUGGACAAAGUGAACACAAGGUUAGACACCUCUGCAGACAUUUACAUUGUGGGGAGUUUGUUACUUUUUUAAAGAUGUGACUGUUGCUUGUCAAAAACAUUAGUAGAUGCAGCAAAUAGUUGACUAAGGAAGCAAAAUAAAGUUCAGUAAUCUGUUUCACUGCAUGUAACCCUUAAACCCAAAAAAGGUAUUAUCAAUGUAAUCAUGUUGUAAGUUUUGAGAUCUUGAGCAUCCUUUACCCCUUCGUUAGUGAAGUGUACUUUUGUUCUUCGUCAUUUCGUUCACCGUGCUUAAUAUCCUCAUUCAACUCCCUCUGAGGAGUCAGUCGGGGUGAGUGAGGCUAAUAAAAGUUUCCAGCACCAAGCAAACACGAAGGGGGUUCAUUUGGGGUCGAGGAUAAUUUGUGGUCCGUUUUAGCCAUCCUUUCCCUUUUGGGGUGUUGUGGUAGGGGCUCAUUUGCGGUACUGUACAGUUCCCCUGUUCCCCAAAAUAAUUUUGAAAUUCAUUGUUUUCUAAAAGUAAUUUUAAUUAACAUGUUCCCCAAAAUUCAAUGCUGUCAGCUUUCCGAAGUUUCAAACACAUAGAGUUAUAAUGGGGGCAGGCCUAACCUAUUGCAGAACCUGAAAAGGCACCUCGGUGACGCGUAAAGAAAAAAUCGUCAGCAGUUCUUAGGAAGGAAAAAAACGACUUCAGGCCCCAGUCUACUCGCAACCAAGUCACAACCAACUGCAAUAGACCAGAGAAGCAGCAAAAUUGUCAAAUAUAAGAAGUCUGACAGUACAGUGUAAAAGUUUAUGCGAAAACGAUAUUAUUUUAAACUAGAAAAUCAAUGUGACCCUGUUACUGGAAAGACUCAGCCAUUAACCUUUUCCUUAGAGGUCAUUUCAGGAUACCUCUCGCUUCGUCCUAAAAGUAAAUGGACAACGUCCCUUUUGUUCCCCAAAACCACUGCUCAAAUUUCAUAUUCAUAGUGUAUGUUUCAAAGUCCAUUGUAAAAAAUUAAGUACGAUAAUCGAGUAAAAGAAACCCUCCAUACUAUUACAACAUCAGUAACAUUCACCAGAAAGCACUAGCUUUUCUCCAAAUGAUUUCACUUCGCAACCAAAAACAAUCAUAUUUGCAUGUCUACAUGCUACUAUGAACAGCUUUCAUUCGUAUCAGAGGUUACGUCUAGGUGUGCAGGGACCCGAGGGGUGUUCUGAAAUUCAGUACCUGGUAACACAAAAUGUCAUCCUUAGAUUUUGAAUAGCAGGCAAAUGGCGCCAAAACCCUGACUAAUUGUCCAUCUAAGGGAGCGGUCAUUAACUAUUGGGGGGAGGGCUGGUAAAUUUUGGGGGAGGGAUGCGAUUUUUUGGGCGCCAGUUUGGGGAGGACUAAAAUUUUCUGAGCCCGUAUGAGGGGAGGGUUACAAUUUUCUGGGCGCCUUUGGGCGAUGUGCGCGUACUAAUGGGUUUUGUGUUACUGAAAUAUUAAGCACUGCUUGAAAUACCAUGGCCGUGCAAGUAAUAUUAACAGAAUUGCACUGACUCAAAGAUGAAUCGCACUGUUAAAAAGCACUCUGAUUGGCUGGAGAUGAGGAGUGACUUCACAUGGAAUAGUUUGCAAUUUGCUUGACUUUGAAAUGGCUUUGAAAACAGCGCACGGGAAUUAUGAAUAACGAGACUGAGAACUGAAAGCUAAACAAAAUAGACCUAUGAAUUAAUUGCCUUCGAUCCAGGGAAUGCAGGAUAUGUCGUUUCCGAGAGUCCAAUUUUCAUUUUAUUUUUUUUGUCCGGGGAAACAUGCCCCCGAACCGCCUUAUAUAAUUCGUACAUUUGGGGCUGACAGUACACUUGUUUCUCCAGAAAAAAACAAAAAAAAAAAAACUCCAUACCAGGACAAAAUGAAUGAUGAUACCGAGAAACAGUGGUCCAAAAUCUACAUAAUUCUGGAUGAAAACAGAAGUUUGAACACCAAAGAAACUACAAAAAAAAAAAACAAGAACAAUAACUAAAGCUGCAGUAAAACGGGCAACAAAAAACGUGUAACUUGUUUUGCAACAUUCCUGCAAACCAAGUUGAAUAGCGAUGUUGCGCGUUUUACCACCCAUGUUCGACCCUGUCUUGCAAAAAAUAAGGUUGUAAGGUUUGCUUUCGUGGGUGGUAAAACGAGCAACAUCACUAUUCAACUCAUUUUGCAGCCAUGUUGCAAAACAAAUUGCGCGCUUUUUGUUGCCCGUUUUACCGUUCCUUAGGUAGCCAAUGAGAACAUCAUUAAAUGAAUAGGUGAUCAAAAGUCUUCGUGAAUCAUGAAUCUGGAAGAAAAUCAUGAAUCAUUGAGGUAAAAAACGACAGGAAUCAUGAAUAUUAAGAUUCAAAUGAUUCUGCUUCUAACUCAGAAAAUAUUGUAAAUAGUAACACUUUUUUAUUCCAGUGAAAUAAUUGUCUCAAAGUUACGCUGAUAUGGAUUCUCGCCAUGCAACAUUCGAAUACUCAAAAUGUUAUUAGGGGAGGGUUACAAUUUUUUGGGCACACAUUUUUGGAGGGCAGGAUUUUUGGGCUGUUAACCUGAGAGAGGCUAAAAUUUUUGGGCCCUCACUUUUGAAAUAAUACCGGCCCUCCCCUCCCCCCCCCCCCAACCCCCCCUCCCCAAUAGUUAAUGACCGCUCCCUAACUACUGUUUUUUAUUUUCUUUUUUUGGGCCUGAUUCAGGUGUUUGUUGGCAACACAGACGAGAAUACUAUCGUUUAUAACGAACUCAAUGGGUCGAUUGUGGCCCGCUACACACGUUUUCAACCAACAUCUUGGCAUAACCACAUAUCAAUGAGGGUGGAACUAUAUGGCUGCAAAGGUACUUUUUUUGGUAACAUCCUUCUUUUGUGGAAUUCGGUAAAAAAUACAAACAAAUCCUUG